AUGGCUCUAAGAAACACUGUCGCCGUCAGUUUCAUCAUGAUGAUGGUUUUCUUUGGUGCUUGUUCCACUACUGUUUAUACAGAUGGUGGCGAUUUAGAAGGGUCGACUUCAAGUGACGUGAUUAAUUACAACGAGUGGGCUUUAUCAAAAGAAUUUCAUGUUGGCGACGAAUUCAUUUUUAAUUACACACAGGAAGAAGAUUUUGUGAUGUUAGUCACUCAAGAAGUUUAUGACAAUUGCAUUCCAUCACUUGCCUUGUCCCAUUACGGUGCCUUGGCUUUACGCAUUUACCGCCCCUUACUUUUAACAUACCAGGCACAUACUAUGCUAUUUGCGGUGAACCUGACCACUGUCAAGCUUGCCAAAAGAUUGGAAGCAAGAUCAAUGCCCCCGAAAUAG
Messenger RNA from Pyrus x bretschneideri (Chinese white pear), 399 nucleotides. RefSeq names its product mavicyanin-like. The record is from RefSeq and is a predicted model, not a curated record. The transcript has a single exon. Bases 1 to 399 code for a protein of 132 amino acids. Lineage: Eukaryota; Viridiplantae; Streptophyta; Magnoliopsida; Rosales; Rosaceae. Gene Ontology annotation, molecular function: electron transfer activity.